Amyelois transitella is the source of this 6148-nucleotide messenger RNA. It is a transcript of the gene fwe, whose product is annotated as calcium channel flower. Gene Ontology annotation, cellular component: membrane. Gene Ontology annotation, biological process: vesicle-mediated transport. The record is from RefSeq and is a predicted model, not a curated record. NCBI's taxonomy places the organism in Eukaryota, Metazoa, Arthropoda, Insecta, Lepidoptera, Pyralidae. The coding region runs from base 144 to 719 and encodes 191 amino acids. The transcript has 5 exons.
UUCCAUCCGGUGUAGUGUGGUGUUGCCAUGCCACCGUUGCCUUUUGUCUUUGUGUCAUUGAGAACAGCCUAGUAAAUAAUCAAGUUGACAGCUGGUCAGUGAGACCUUUUGUCAAAACGGGGCAGUGAAUUGAUUUUUCGAAAAUGUCGUUCACCGACAAGAUAAACAUGAUGAUGUCCAGGCCGGGGGGCGACAACGUUCAGAAGGAUGACGUUCCCUGGUGGAUGCGCUACGGUGGACGAGGCCUGGGGACUGUUGGCAGCUUCUUUGCCAUACUCUUCGGCCUGCUGAACUGCACCGGCAUCCUGUACCUGAACGUGCAGUGCCUCAUCGCCGGCAUCUGGCAGAUGCUGGCCGGGUUCCUGGUGAUAGUCUGCGAAGCCCCGUGCUGUUGCUUUUUCAUAGACUAUGUACAGACCCUCUCCGAUAAGAUUGACUCUCGGCCUUAUUGGAAUAAAGCGGUUUUGUAUUGCGGAUUGGCCGUGCCUCCCUUCCUGAUGUGCAUCUCCGUGAGCACGUUCCUCGGCAGCGGCGUCAUUUUCGCGACCGGCGUCAUCUACGGCAUGAUGGCGCUCGGCAGAAAAGCCUCAAGAGAGGAUAUGAUAUCGUCGGCGGCGAACCUAGAGGCGGGACUGGGCCAGCCGACGACAGCGCCCCGCGCCAACCUCGUCACGAACGAGCAGCCCGUCAGCUUCACCGGAGCGCCCGUCACAUACUGACCUCGACUACCGUGAGUCUCUCAAUCAAGCAAAAACCCUUCGCGCGUUUCAUGCGAUCCUGGUACUCUAGCGCUGGGAACAAAGCGAUCGCCGCUGCUGAUCUCUACUUUAUUAUUUUGAGCCUUUUAUUUUUACGCUUCUGGCACACGCUGUGUGAGCGACAACAUUGAGUAAUUUUUUUUAAACUAGCGAGCUGAAGCGUGACCUCCGCUUUUUCUAUGCGAUCCUGGUACUUUCCACAGCUAAUCAAAUACUUUUAUGCCACCUUGGUGAUUAUGUAGUCCAGUGUAUAAUGAAAUUGACAUCAGUGAGCCUCAACAAAGUUAAGGAGAUAAAGCAAAACCUUCGCUUGUUCCAUGCAACCCUAGUACUUUAGCGCUGGGUUUAGGAGUAAUCAGCGUUACUGACAUACCUACUGCCUUUUGAAAAACUUAUAUUUUUCAUACGUUUUGCGCUCCUAGGAGCAACAUCUUGUACGAUUAUGUAAUUUAUUUAGACAAUUUUAAGCAUUUCGGAAGUAAAUUUACUGAAUUAUUGACGUCUGAAUCGAGUUAAGUGGAAUUAAAUUAACACAGGAAUUAAGUGAUCCUCACGUCUUCAACUUUAUUGACAUAAAUGGCCGAUAAACGCGCUUCUAACGUAGAGCGCCAAUCUAUUAAAUGUAAUUUCAAAAUAUAUGUCUCAUAUCACUUAUAAUACAUAGAUAACUUAAUUGAUGUUGAUUGUUAGUAACAAUAAUAGCAAAGAAACUUGUGUAGAAAUAAAUAGAUUUGAUUAAAAAACAUAUCCGAAUCAUAUAUUAUAACCUAGUAAAUUUCAUUUCAAUUCGAAAGUAAAUCUAUUGCAUUAGAUAAGUAAUUUGUAAAUUAAGAAUCUACGAAGUUGUUGAUUGCAAAAAAUUAAUUAAGACAAUUUUAUGAUAAGAAAGUAUGUAUUUAUAUGUAUAAUAGUAAAAUGUCAAAAGUAGAUAUUGAAACAAUAUUUAACCAAAUGAUUCGUAUUGUAAUUGACAGUUGCACAUUGAGGGCGUGAGGAUCAUUGAUAUAAUUUAUACGGAUAUCAACCUUGACUUUAAGGAUUUAAAGGUAUAGCUGAACUGAAGUUUUGUGCAAAACAUGCUAACUUGUGAAAAAUUUGGGUCAUCUGUACUGUUUACUAGAAAAUACCUAUGUUUUUCCAUUAACUAAUUUGAUUGACUGAUUUCUUGAUAUCAAACAACUUAGCAGAUAUUUAAGGCAAGUGUGGAAAGACAUUAUUUGAGCUUGCGUGCACUACCUUAUAGACCUCAUCUUGUUGAUCACCAGGCAGAUUGAGGAUAAACGUACUCUUAUUUUCAAUAAUAAAUGCAGGCUGACUUAAAACAUGGAGGGCUACAAAUUUUAUAGUAAUCAAAACUACAGCUAUCAUAUUUUCUAAGGCAUGUCAUUCAAUUUUAUCCCUAAUGGAACAUGAAAUAAGUGCGAAAUUUCAAUUACCUUAGUAACGGUUAGCGUUUGAUCACGUGUUUGUUCCAGUGUUGUCACUCUAUUAAUGUUCUCCGAAAAAUAAGUUUGCCAAAAUAUACACUAAUUUAUUGUAACCAUUAUACACGCAUAUUUUUCGCAAUAUUUCAAUUUUUAUUAUACCUUAGUAAUUUAUUUUUAUUUAUGAACUUAGAGGAGAUUUUUACGGUGUUAUGGGAUAUUUUUUAAAUACAAUUAACUAAUAUAAAUAAUUUAUAAAUACUUUACGAAGUUUAUUAGACGUCUCCGUACCUUUUAAACGCUAUCUAAAUCAAGAAAACUGAUUGUUAUUUCAAGAAAAUACGCAUUUGCAAAUAAAAAUGUAUUAAAGUACUAGGGAGGAGGUUAUAUUGUUGGGCGCAAUAUUAAAAUGUUCUUGUUUCGACUGAUUAUUAAAUAAAAUGAUUGACUGUAUUAUUUAUUGGAUUUUCCAUAUAUUUUAUUGCUUAUAAAUUAAUAACCCAUAACAGUAUGUUUAUAUAAGCCUCAAACUAAAAACAUUUUUAAAAAUUUGGAAAUGUUUUUACAAAUUACUUAGUUCUUAAUAAAAAAAAUAUGUAAUUAGCGGAAAUAGUACAAGAUCACACUUCUGUUUUAACGCUUUACCUCACCAUAGAUAUCUUGGGGUACCUUUAACUGCACAGUAAAUGUUUGAUAGGUAAUGUCAAAUUAAUACAAUUUAUCAUUAGUCUUAUCUGAAAUCGGUAGCCAAUUGUUUUUAAUAUAUUUAAAACGUAAACUUUGAUAUUGGUGGUAUUUAAAUCGUAUUAAAUGUUGACAAGAUAAAAUGUUCACUUAAAAAGAAACACCCGUUUAUAGUUAUUCAGAUGAGCGUAGUAAUUUUGCGGUGGGAUCUUAUACUAUAUGUCACUGUGUUUAUUUGUUUUACUAAGUUAACGGCAGAGUGCAUUUGCGCAGCUAUAUUUAUAGUAAUAUUUAAAUUAUGUUAUUUAAUAAUAUACUACCAUCAAGAUGUGUUGCAAUAUUUAACAGCCUUAUGUCAUAUUAGUCAAAUUAUGUUGAUUAACUGACGUUUGACAGUUACGAAAAUGUUACCAUGCUAAAAAUUUAUCGUGAAUCCAGUAUAUUUUAAAAAUAAAUUUUAUUGGGUUUAUAAAUGAUUGUAGUAUAUUAAUAAAUAAAGUUAAUUCGUAGGUAAAUCAAUUAACGUAGAUGAGGGCUGUUAAUAGUGUUAUGUUACGGUAAGUCAGUCUAGCUAAAUGUUAGUCUAUGGUAGACAUUCAUAAUGGAACUUUUGUAAUGUAGAUAUUCUUUUAUAGCUAAUAUUUUACAAUUUAUAUUUUUCGUAAUUUAAAGUACUGGGUAUCUUUGUGUAUUUCUUUAAAUAAAUAUUUUAUUUAUUAACGAAGACAUUUGUGCAAUUUGCAAUAAUAAUGGGAAAAUUAUGAUUUUUACUUGGGAUUUUAUUACAUUCCAAUAAGCACUGAAUUCUUAGCGUCCCUUUUAGUUUAUUUUUUUAAGAUUGUUUUUGAAGACCUGAGGCUUUUUUAUAUUUUAACCUAAUUACUCAAUUUUACUGGUUGAAGAAGGGAGAAAGGCGUUAUUUUAUGUCUGUAUGCACUGGUAGAGGUUACAGUCUUCCCACUCCUGGAUCGUAUCCGAACGCGGUUCCCAGUCUCCCUAAGGAGGUCGAAACCGGGACUAAUCCUAGAAUGAUGAUGACUGGUAAAGAUAAUAUCAUAAUAUACCGAGCAGCUAAAACAAUCCAAAAUGCAUAAUAUUUAUUAAUCAUAACAUUAUUUACAUCACUAAAUAAAGAUUUUUGAAGGUUAUUUUAUUUGUGGUCAAGGGACCAGCGCUAUAUUGUUCAUUAUAUAAUUAAACAUAUUUUGAUAUUACAAUCAAAUAUUGAAACAAAAAAACUUAUAUAUUAUUAUCAUGACUUUUCAAUUUGUCAAUAACAUAAUUAUUUUAUACAGGUAUAGGUUAAAAUCACAAAAAUCUUUAGUUAUUUUGAACUGCCUUCUUUAAAAAGAAAAUAUUUUUUUGUUAAUCAACGCAUUUUCGUAACAGAUUCUUAUCAGGUUUUAUUCAACCAGGCGUUCUUGGUUUUAAAGUAUUUCAAUAAAAGAAGUCAACUCAAAGUUUUUUAGGUUUAAUAUUUGGUGUGUUACUGUCUGAGCAACUAAAUUAUUUUUUGUUCUGAACACUAUUGCAAUGAAAUAUGAUGAUAUAAAGAGUGAUCUCACGUUCUACAUAUAGUGUGCCAAUAAGUAAAUGUUUCAAUAAAGUACAUUGACUAAUAUCUACCUGUCCUAUUCACUCGUUUCUUUACAAAUUCAAUAGUGAUUUAUUUUUAAAAAGAAUUUGACGCAAUUUAUACUCGUAAUGUGUACAAAAAAUGAUUCGUGAUUAAUGGCAACACGAAUGUGCGACAGAGACAGGUACUUCGUGCUUUAUUGAAACAUAAAGAAAUGGAAUUUGAUUAAAUAAUUAUAAUAAACCCGUACUCUUCCUUUCGCCUGUCCAUUAUAUGUAACUUUAUGCAUAUCAGUGUUAAGAUUUGUUUGCUCCUAAUAAUAUACUUUUAUUUUUAAAUCUAUUUGUUUAUAUUCUAAUUAUGUAAAAAGUAUACAUUAUGUAGUCACAUAGAGCCGUUCAAUAAAUGUACUUCAGUAGUAAAAUGGCGUUUGAACACAACUUUUUCUUACGAUAAUCUUGUUCAUGUAUUUUAUAUAAGUAAUAUGUGCUAUUAUUAAAAAAAGUGCUUUCUGUAGUUAAUAUUUAACUUACACACCUAUCUUAAUAUCGGAUUCAAAUAUUUCUAGUUGCCUUCAUACUUUGGUUUUAUAAAUAAAAAUCGCGUUUCAAGUUAUCGUAAGAAAAAGACCGCACUACAGUCUGUUUUUUAAUAUUUAAAAAAGGUAAAUAUCGUGAUCGGGGCGUCUUAACAAGUUGUCAAGGCAUAAUUCUUAACUUUAUAUAAGACAUGCAUUAUCAAUCCGUAAAGUUGGCUAGACCCCGGCAUUUCAUCUAAAGCCCAGAAUAAAAUAGAAUAUCUUGUUUGGCGAUAUCACAAGAGCCAGGUGCAUAAUUUAUUUACCAUUUUUAAAUGACAAAACUAACUGACUGAUAAAAUAUGGAUGAUGUUGUACACACGUCACUAUAGAUAUCAUGUUUGUUGUUACGUAUUCUGUCAGAUAUUUUGAUAAAAUAUUUAGGAAAAUAUUGUAAGCCCUUUGGCGAGUAUUAAAAAUGUUUAUAAGACCCUAGUCUUUAGGUAAUGUUUUUCUAGGUAUAAAGGUUUUGCUCACGAUUCAGCCAACAUUAUUUGUGAAUAUUUUGUGAGAGUUGUAUGUUUUUGUAGAGUGUUGCCAGCUCUCUCGACUAAGGCCUCGUUACACUUCCAGAUUUUAUUUUCGAUUAUUUUAAAUGCUGGCAACAUUCACUUGAAUGCAGAUUUUGUGUGUUUAUUUUUUAUGUCCCAUCAUUAUCAUUUAUUGUGAUUUUGUAAAACUUUUUAUUAUAAUCUUAAUCUAUUGGUAUAUAUUUUUUUAUCAUCAGAUCAUGUGUAUAUUAGGAAAUUGUCAGAAUUUAUUUUAGAAUGUAUAUAAUUGCAAUAUGUUAACAUAUAAAAUAGUUACGCACGGUUCACAGCCCAAGAAACUUCUGUUGCAAUGUAAGUCUCAUGUUCAGAGCAUAAAAUCUGAAGUUAUUAUGUAUAUUUUUACCAAAAAUAUUAAUUCAAUAAAGAUUACAAGAAUAAAGUCUCUCAUUUGGUAUCAAUUUCACAUGAAAUCGACAAGGACAUUCAGGUUUCAUGCUGUGAAAUAAAGAGGUAUGGUAAAUUGUUCGUAAUCGGUAAAAUGUAUACAUAGUUGUUAGUGUAAGCAGUUGCAGUUAUUUCUCGUGUCGACGUUACUGUUUAGGAAGGCAUAUCUGUAAUAAAUGUGUGUAUAUUGAGAA